AUGCCAUAUGUGAUAUCUCCAAGGUACCAAGCCACCACUGGCCCUCCUGAAAGUCCUUGUUCUGAAGAAGACUGUUUUUCUGGAGAUGGGACUACACCCCUCAUUAAUGUCUAUACUCCUCCUGCCAAUUCCAAAGUCAGCCUCAGUGUUAAUUUAAACACAGAAACACAUUCUGACGCAGUUUUAGUUGCAGAAAUUCCAUAUCCUUACAGCAAAAUGUACAUCCUGGUUCAAUAUAAUAACAGCUUCUUUACUGACAUUCGGAACCUGAAGUCAGAAAAAGAGUCUAUUAAGUUGGAUGGGUUGAAACCCAAUACAAAUUACACAUACUGCGUCGCAUCUAUUCGCAAUUCUCUCAGGUUCAACCACACCUGCAUAGCCUUCUAUACACGCAGCCAUACCAAACAAGAACAUGUGCCUACGCCUUCCACCGCCACUCACUAUAUCAUGACUAUUCUUGGCUGCCUGUUUGGUAUGGUCAUCAUUCUGGGGAUCGUGUAUUACUGCCUGCGCAAAAGGCGCCAAAAAGAGGAAAAGCACAAGAAAGCCGGUAGUAGUAUGAAGAAAACGAUCAUUGAACUGAAAUAUGGUCCCGAAAUGGAGACCCCCAGUAUCAGUCAGCUUUCUCAAGGUCAGAUGAUGGGUCCAGAAACAAUGUCACGCAUCCCCUAUUUGCCGUCAGUGGGGGAAGUGGAGCAAUACAAACUUAUAGAAAGCAGUGAGACACCUAAGGCCACUAAAGGGAACUACAUGGAGGUACGAACUGGUGAACAGUCUGAGAGAAGGGAUUGUGAGUUGUCAAUGCCACCAGAUACACAGAGUUCUGUGGCUGAGAUAUCCACUAUAGCUAAAGAAGUGGACAAAGUUAAUCAGAUCAUUAAUAACUGUAUAGAUGCUUUGAAAUCAGAAACCACUUCAUUCCAAGGGGUGAAGUCUGGAGCUGUGUCUACAGCAGAGCCCCAGCUGGUAUUAAUAUCAGAACAGAUACCCAGCAAACAUGGCUUUCUUUCUCCAGUAUAUAAGGAUAGUUACAGUCACCCGUUACAAAGGCAUCAUAGCAUGGAAGGGCCACCAAAACGCUCUAGCACAUCUUCCAGUGGCUCUGUCCGCAGCCCCAGAUCCUUUCGGUCUGAAGGGUCAGCACACAAAUCUGAAACAAAAUACAUUGAGAAGACUUCCCCAACUGCUGACACCAUCCUCACUGUGACUCCAGCUGCUGCUAUCUUGAGAGCAGAAGCUGAAAAGAUUCGCCAGUACACAGAGCACCGGCACUCUUAUCCAGGCUCACAUCAGUCUGAGCAACAGCAGCAGCAGCAACAACAGCCUCUUCCUCAGCAUGAAAACAUGGGAGUGCGUAAAACUUCAAUAUUGGAACCUUUAACCCGGCCCAGACCCAGGGAACUGGCUUAUUCCCAACUUUCACCUCACUACCACAACCUAAGCUAUUCCUCCAGUCCAGAAUAUACAUGCAAGCCCUCCCACAGUAUCUGGGAGCGUUUCAAACUCCACCGCAAGCGCCACAAAGAAGAAGAGUACAUGGCAGCCGGCCACGCCCUGCGCAAAAAGGUCCAGUUUGCCAAAGAUGAGGAUCUUCAUGACAUCUUAGACUACUGGAAGGGUGUCUCUGCCCAGCACAAGUCCUGA
Molecule: messenger RNA, 1644 nt
Organism: Staurois parvus
Lineage: Eukaryota; Metazoa; Chordata; Amphibia; Anura; Ranidae
Source: the annotation of a GenBank genome assembly